Prorocentrum cordatum is the source of this 1094-nucleotide messenger RNA. The record is from the annotation of a GenBank genome assembly. Lineage: Eukaryota; Dinophyceae; Prorocentrales; Prorocentraceae.
AUUGCCGACGUCUUCGCAACGUGAGCGUGCCGAAUCCAAGCGAAGCUGAUGCAGAGUCUUCGAUGACGCGGACGUCGGAGUUGCUUGGCCAAGCGCCACUACGAGGCAGAUGCGGUCGCCAGCGCUCUGAGCACGUACCAAGCACAGGGCGACCCCAAUUUGAUAUUGUAGCGGAGCACUCCCAGCCAUGUCGAACAACGUCGUGAAUGUUGUUCUUCUUCUGGCCGUGUCGUCCAGCCUUGCCGUCACCUCGUUGGCCGAGCACGACCGCACUGUCCGCACGUCUGGACCAGAGGAUGAUCUGGCACAGGAGGAGCAUGCUUUUGUGUGCUUUUAACAAGAUCGCGCCGUUUGGCAAGGAGGACACCGCGGCGGCAUGCGGCGCCCCCCAUCCACUGAUCGGCGACGGCAGCCACUGCGGCACUCUCUGCCUUGGUGUCAGGGUAACACGCCUUGCCCGUCGCUUCUUCUCUGGGCGUUCUCGCUCGCCCGCCACCGUUCAUGACGGAUUGCAUCCAGAGGAACAGGGGUGCAAGGCGUUGUCUUGCGUCAUCCACCACGCACAGGACACCGCGAAGGAGCUGCAGGAUCAUGCCGCGAAGACGCAGGACACACUCGUAGACGCGGUCGAGAACGCCGAGGUUGCCGAGAUCAAGCGCGCCGUGUUUCGCGCCCUUACACGGCUACGUGCGGCUACGAUCAAGGAGUUUGACACAAUUGCACGUCUUGAGACGCAGGCCAUCGACGCCUACAACGACGCCCACCACUACCGCGCGGAGAACCCGCUGGCGCACCUUCACGAGGACGAGGCCCCCGUCGAGACGGACAAGCUGAAGUCCUUCCACUGAGGGCCGCCUCGAGCGCGCGAGCGCGAGCGGCCAGGGGAUCGAUCCUGCGGAGAAAGGAUUGCUCCCAGCCUCGGCCCAGGCCCUUUGGCCCGUGCUUCGGUUCCCGCCUUGGCCUCGGCCCCGGCUCCGCCGCCGGCUUCGGUUCGGGCACCGGCCCCCGCUCCGGCCCCGGCCACAGUCCUGGCCCUGGCCCGGGCCCCGAGAGAGCGAGGCGGACGCCGCCCUUGAAGGGGGCGUGUGGCCGAU